Molecule: messenger RNA, 479 nt
Organism: Anneissia japonica
Lineage: Eukaryota; Metazoa; Echinodermata; Crinoidea; Comatulida; Comatulidae
Product: sodium- and chloride-dependent taurine transporter-like
Exons: 2
Coding region: 13-342 (109 amino acids)
Biological process (GO): sodium ion transmembrane transport
Cellular component (GO): membrane
Source: RefSeq, a predicted model, not a curated record
GAAUCAGAUAGCAUGAAUGAACCAGGCCGUGUUGUGUGGCAGCUUGCCCUGUGUCUUCUACUGGCCUGGCUUAUUGUUUUCUUUUGUCUUGUCAGAGGUAUUAAGUCAUCAGGAAAGGUUGUGUAUUUCACAGCUACAUUUCCGUACCUUGUAUUGUUCAUUCUGCUCAUCCGAGGUGCCACUUUACCCGGUCAUCUUGAUGGUAUAAAGUUUUUUAUAGUCCCGAAAUUUGACCGUCUAAGUGACCCACAGGUAGUCAAGAAAAUUCUUUUACCACCAUUGAAGCUUAAGUUGAGUUUAUGCUCAAGUGUGUUUAUGCGGUGGUCUUUGGUCUCUUUAUGAAUGUGUUGAAAGCUGAUUUUUUUUAGGAUCAGCCUUGAGUUAGUUUUGUUUGUGAGAAAACCCAUUUCAUUCUCGCAAAUUACUCUUCCUUAAAUGUUUACAAAAGAAUAGAGUUAAUGCAGACGUGGUCCAGUAGG